Messenger RNA from Aureobasidium uvarum, 2091 nucleotides. Lineage: Eukaryota; Fungi; Ascomycota; Dothideomycetes; Dothideales; Saccotheciaceae. The record is from the annotation of a GenBank genome assembly.
AUGCUCAGGCCUCCCNCGAUACGGCCUUGGACAUGCGCCAAAUGUCUCCGCCAUGAACAUCGUCGCCGUCUAGCCACCGCCGCGACCUCCGCAGCCUCGCAAUCCGCCUCCGCCCCACCGCCGCUUGUGUCACAUCGGGACCCAAAGACGUCGCACCAGGAUGCUACUCUACGCCAAAUCUUCGACUCGCAGCCCUUUUGGAAGGAUUUUUCUACUAGACAGACCCAUCCCUCGCGGAAAUCUCUAGGUCUCUUCCAGAACCGCUAUCUUACCAAGCCCGAAGGCUUCGAGCACUUUGCGUCCAUCACACUAGCAAAAUGCAAGCGCAUAGUCACAAAGGUUCUGGCAUACAGCAGUGUAGAACAGUACAAGAGCAUUGCAAAAGACUUGGACCGUUUGAGUGACUUGCUAUGUCGAGUCAUUGACCUUUCCGAUUUCGUUCGCUCCACACAUCCGGAUCGCAACAUACAAAUCGCUGCUACCCAGGCGUAUGCACAGAUGUUUGAGUACAUGAAUGUCUUGAACACAACUACUGGCUUGAACGACCAAUUGAAAGCUGCACUUGCCAUCCCCGAGGUUACUGCAUCAUGGAGCGAGGAGGAAUUGACUGUUGCCAACAUCCUUGCCAGGGACUUUGCUAAAUCAGCUAUUGACCUCUCUGACACCGAUCGCCAGGCUUUUGUCGAGCUUUCCAAUGAGAUUGCUGAAAUUGGUCCCGAGUUUGUCGAUCAAAUGGUGCCAGAGACACCGCUCCUCAAACUUGCUAGCAGCAAGUUGAAGGGUAUGGAUCCUCUGGUCGUGCGGCAAUUGACGAGAUGGGGUAGUGUCUCUCUGCCUACAAUCGCCGUGGUCAAGUUCUUGGACGCGCUGGCCGCUGACAAUGCUCCACGCGUGCAAUCAGAAGUACAGGAGUUGCUGGAGAUGAAAAACUCGGAUGCUCGUAGUGGAAACUUCCCUGCUUACUUCUCCCUCGGCACCGUCAUGCAAGGAUUAUCGCGCCUCUUUCAUCGUCUCUAUGGCAUCCGUCUGGUACCAAAGGAAGCUGCUCCCGGCGAAACCUGGAACAAUGACGUGCGUCGCUUAGACGUGAUAGACGACCGCGAAGGCCAUGUCGCAGUAAUCUACUGCGAUCUGUUCGAGCGAGCUGGAAAGUCCCCCAAUCCAGCCCACUUUACACUUCGCUGCAGCCGUCGCAUCCUCCCCGAUGAACUCGAAGAAGCAGAAGCCUUGAAAAACGCAACAGGCAAUCUUUUCUCCACAGCCGAAGAAGCAGCAACAGACGGCCUAUCAACAAGCAAAUCCCAGCGCGACAACAACGAGUUGUAUCAAUUACCUACUAUAGCACUAAUCUGCGACUUUGCCAUCCCACAAGGCGGAGCCACUAAACGACCCGCCCUCCUCACCUUCCGCGAAGUCCAAACACUGUUUCACGAAAUGGGCCAUGCACUCCACUCCAUCUGCGGUCGCACCGCACUCCAAAACGUCAGUGGAACACGCUGCGCCACCGACUUUGCAGAACUGCCUUCAGUGCUCAUGGAACACUUUGCCUCUGCCCCUGAAGUGCUUGCUCUAUAUGCCCGUCACUGGGAAACUGAUGCUCCACUCGACGCCACCAGAGUCGCCGAAAGAGUAAACCUAGACACGCAUUCCCAAGGCACAGAAACUGAAGCACAGAUCUUGUUAGCUAUGCUGGAUCAAACCUAUCACAGCAAAUUACCGCUCAAUCAGAGCUUCGAUUCGACAAGAACAUACCACGAUGUCUGGCAUAAAUACUCUUCCCUUCCAGAACCCGCGGGAACUUCUUGGCAAGGCUUUUUCGGACAUUUGUUCGGUUAUGGAGCUACCUACUACUCAUAUCUGUUUGAUCGCGCUAUUGCGGGAAAGAUAUGGAAAGAUGUGUUUAAGAGAAGUGCANGAGGGGCUGUGGAUCCAGAGGCUGGAGCAAGGUUUAGGGAUGAGGUGUUGAGGCAUGGUGGGGGUAGGGAUGGGUGGCAUUGUGUUGCCGGUGUGCUUGGAGAUACANGAGGGAAACUUGCUGAAGGUGGUGAAGAGGCUAUGGGCAUGGUUGGGCAGUGGGGUGUUAAGGAUUAG